UUGUUUGAAAAAGUUUUCCGAGCCAUGUAUCGCGAAAUACGAUCUGCUAAAAGUGUUGGGGAGCUUAGAAAGAUUUUUGAGCCUGAUAAAGCAAAUGAAAAUGCAUCAGGGUUGUCUAAAAAAGCCUACCGAAGUGACAGCGAUUCUCAUAUUUCCAGUGCAGUUUACAAGCCUGCUGGUUUGGAUGAAAAUGUGCAACUACCGAUGAAACAAAUUAUAGACGACAUGGGUGGAAGUGACCCACUAUUGCCCAGUGAGGAGUUAUUUUCCAAACUUUAUACAGACGUAUCCAGUUCGCCGCGCCGAAGAUCGCCAAUUGGCGCCAGCAUUGAAAACGUUUGUUUCUCUCCAACAUUUAGUGGUUCUCUUGAAAAUGUGAAAGAGGAAACUUCAUUAUCUUUAGUAAACGAGAAUAUACCAAAUAAUCUUAAAAAAGCAUCAAAGAAAGUUCUCAGAAAGCUGGAAAAGGAUUCAACAGUCUUUAUUACAGGAGAUCCUGGGGAUGAAAAAUCCAAAAUAGCAAACCUGUGCGCAGAAGAAUUUCAUGAAUCAUGUUCAAAUUCUAUUCUGAUUCGGAUAAACAGAAAUUCCCAAUUUCCUGAUUUAAAAGCUUUGAAAAAUUACUUAUUAGUUAUUGAUGGUCCUUUUGACCAAAUAGACACUGCAUCGGAUAUUAAAUUUAUCCUUCGAAAAAUUCAGGAAAAUGUCCAAAAUGAGGAAAGUACGUGUAAAAUGAUAGUUGUUAUGCAACGGGAGACUUUUGCCUUUGUAAAAACUUAUUUUAAUAGAAUGGAAUGGCUUCAAUAUGAUCAAAUAAUUGAUUUAUCAAGCUCUUUCGGAAACAAAAGUUCCAAGGAAGAUCUUAUCAAUCACAUCACAAAUAUGGAUGGACAUUGUUUACUGCUGUUGGGGGCAAUUGCAAUGACCGAUGGGACACUUCAAUGUCGAAGGUUGCAUUGUGCAAAUCAAGAAGAUUUGUUAUGGCACAAUGUCUCUGUUUUUGCAGGAGUCUCUUUUCAGAAUUCAAAGAUAAGAUUACUAUGUAAAGUCGCAUAUGCGUUAAAAGGAAUAUACAUAACAGAAAAGUCAGAUUCGUACAUUUUCAUAAAUGAGACGGUGUCCGAUGCUGUUCAUUUAUCUCUCUUAAUGAUAAAUGGGCUGAAGUAUAUGGAAGAAUGUCCGCUAUCUAAAAUAUCGUUAUACUCAAUAUGUGAGAUGACACAAACAUCUAUGUAUGAAAUCUUUGAAAAACGUGUCAUACGUGAAAUGGGGAAAGAGUUCCCAAGACUUGUUGAAUUAUUAGAAAUGGAGAUCUGGCAGAAAGAAGAUAUUGUUAAGAAGAUUGGCCCAAAACUUGUUAAAUCUGUUUUAUCUUUAAAAGAAAACAUUUUAAAGACAUUUUUGCAGCUAAUAUACAGAAACAAGCAUAUUCCUCUUUUGUCAUACUUUUUCAUUGCAUUGCCAGAUUUGAAAUACAGUUUACAGGAUAAAACAAUUGUCCUCGAUACCUGGACCGCAGGAAAUUCAAAACAUUUGUGUUUAUGUCGCGAACAAAUUUUAAAUUUCGAAACAAAGAGUGCUCAGUCAAAAGCUGAUAUUUGUGAAUAUAUUGCCUGUCCGUUGAUCAGUGAUUUGGUAAUAAAGGAGUUCAUAUAUUCCCCAGACAGGCGUACUUUGUAUUCAGAUAGUGUUUCUCCGGCAACAGAUCUACAAACGUUUAUGUUAAAAAAGCGAGAAAGGAAUGGAAUAGUAAAAGGGCGAUGUAGAAGUUACGAAAAUAACUUUGAGUGGGAAACAUUACAUUUGUCAACAAUAUGGAGGGAAAAGGCGCAUAAUUUAAAAACAUUCUGUAGACUUUUGUACGGAUUAGACAAUGAAGAAAACUAUAAAACUUUAAUGUUCAGAAUCGGAAAAGAAUUGUUUGAAAAAUGGUACAUAGAGAUAGCAUUCAACCAAACAGAUACCAGAUCGAAAGUGGUUAGUAUAUAUCCUGGAUUAAAAGACUCAAACUGUUUUAUGACGUCAACAAUCAUCGAAAUUGUGAAAAGAAAGUUCAAAGUUUUUCAUACCCAACUUGAAGUUUUAAAUCUUUGGACCGGUACACGAUGUAGAAAAGACAAACACUCCCACGAAGGUAUCGACACGAUCGUGGCAAUUGUUAAAGAGAGAAUACUCCCAAUAAACGAUACAUUCUUUGGACUACACGUCGUAGUUCGAGAGGAACGUCAAGUGAGCCAAGAAGCUUCAGAUGUUAUCUUUCAAACUUCGAGUUGCUUUGGAGGUUCUAAAUUAAAGGAAAUAAAAGGAAUUACAUUUAAUAGCCUUUUAAUGAAGCACACUAAUAUAACACUCAUAAGUUUCUCGCAAGUUAUCUCUAGGGCUUAUGGCAAAAAGAACGCUAACAUUGUACACUCUCCUUGUGUAGUGAUAUACUGUAGAGUGAAAGGCAUCGUUCCACUAGGAGAGGAGGAAUUUCCUCGAAAAAUCGACGGCCAUCCUAUUGAUGUCCGUGAAGGUUUCUGUGAAUUUGCAGUCGAUGCUAUACGAGCUGGUGACAAAGUCACGUCGGAAAAACGUGAAGGGACUGGUACUUUAGGCGCCUUUGUUGAUUAUGCUGAAUCAAGAAAGAACGCGUUCAUAACAUGUGCACAUGUUUUAUAUCCAAUUAAUGAACUAAACGAACGACUCAAGACGUUAUCGAAAAAAAAUGUUAAGAAUGUGUCAAUUAAUUUGGAUGGCCAAUGGCACUCUAUUGGCAGGAUAAAGUUUGCCUCUUUUUGCAAUACCCAAGCUGAUGAGAUCAGUAUUGAUGCAGCACUUGUAGAUUUAACUGAUUUUUCUUAUGUAAAUGAUGGAAAAUUUUCUGAAACAUAUUCAGGACAACAGUUAAAGCGAGCAGGAAUAGAAAAUGAAGACAUAUCUUUUUCCUCCGGUGAGACUGAUAUUUUGAAUGAAGGAAUUCGUGAUAAAAUUUUAAUAAAAGUAGGAGCAGAAAGUGGACUUACAGUAGGGACACUUGGAGAGAAAUGUUCCUCUAAUAUAGACAUUCUUAACGAAGAUGGUUCCUUUCGGUUUACCCUUCAUAACCAAACGGAAAUUCUACCGAUUUCAGUUUACAAUCAGCCAUUUCUUAAAAGUGGUGAUUCUGGGGCCUUUGUUUUUGCAGUGGAGAAUAGAAGACCAUUGGAACUUAAGUGUAUUGGGAUGGCAGUAGCCUCGACUUCUUUUGGGUCGUGUAUUAUGACCCCGAUAAAUCCUAUUUUUAAGGCUUUGGACCUUCCUCAGAAUUGCCUGUCCUGCUACAGAAAUCAAUCUGUAGAGCGUGUUUCGGGAGAUCCUACAUAUCAAUUACUGCUUGAAUUAACGGGUAAAGUAGACACUGUCAUUGAAGACAAUAAAAAAUUGUCCCAGCAAUUCACAAAUUUUGAGGUAAAAAUAAACGAUAGAGUUACCAAUCUGGAAAAGAAGCACCAGGACUCGAAUAAUAACUAA
Molecule: messenger RNA, 3492 nt
Organism: Saccostrea cuccullata (small rock oyster)
Lineage: Eukaryota; Metazoa; Mollusca; Bivalvia; Ostreida; Ostreidae
Exons: 6
Coding region: 25-3492 (1155 amino acids)
Source: RefSeq, a predicted model, not a curated record